AUGUUUAGUAUGGAAAGCUUUGUCAGUAACACUGAUAGCUCCAGCAUCUAUUUCAACACGACUGUGUCUCCAAGCCAGAGUCCGAAUAGCCUGCACACACUCCACCAAUCAGAACUGAUCAGCUACUAUGAACGCGUGGUCAUUGUCACGGUGAACCGAGUUGGUCUCAGCACUGUGUUGGGGCUGACGGGAGUGGUCUCCAACGUCCUUAACAUCUACGUGUUCCUAAAGCAAGGUCUACACAUCGUCAUGAACAUCAGCUUCUUCGUGCUGGCCAUUUCCGGCCUUCUCCGCACCAUAAACUUCCUCUGGAUGACCGUGUGCAACAAUCCGGAGAUUGAUUCCCUAGAUGUUCCCUUCUUGUUUCAAGAUGUCCAGUUUUUAACUAGCGCCUGGAUUAGCGGAAGUCUGGCCAGAAUAAGUAUUUUUAUAACCACAUUCAUGACCAUUCAGAGGUGUAUCUCUAUUCUAAAACCGAUGGAAAUUAAAACAAUAAUCACGCCUCUGAGAUCUGUCAUCAUUCUGUUUUGUAUAUUCCUAGUGAAUAGCACGAUAGCCAUACCCAUAUGUUUGUCGUGGUAUCUGGAUCAUAACUUCUACCCUAGCAAAAAUCGUACUUUGCUGGGUCUUGUCGUUAGGGAUAACUCUGCCGAGGCCCAGAGUGUUGUCUACAUUCUACAUGCCGCACUGUUUGUUAUUUCCCUUGUCGGCUUAAUAUUCUUUACAGUUGUGUUGAUACUCAAGAUGGAACAACUCUCCCAGUGGAGGCAGGACGCACUAAGCAAGAACCAGAACCAGGCUAUCUCCAAGAGGGAUAAGAAAAUGUCCAAAAUUGUCUCCCUUCUGGCAAUCUUCACCAUAGUGUUAAGUACGCCAACCGUCACCGUCUCGAUCGCCUCGACCUUCGUGUCAGCUUUUAGCGUCUCCGGAAAUCAGGUCAAUUUAUAUUUUGCUGUUUGGUCUUUUGCUUACGCGUUUGGCGCCAUCGAGGCGAAUGUCAGCGUCUUCAUCUACUACAACAUGAGCUCAAAGUAUAGAGACACUGUCCAACACAUUGGCUGGUUUUGUUGCACGGACUGCAAGGCCCUUUCAGCCAAGCCUAGGCCAGUGACGGACAGUCGCAAUUUGGAUCGUACUGUAUCUCAAGUUAAAAAGUAG
Messenger RNA from Biomphalaria glabrata, 1158 nucleotides. Its product is annotated as melanopsin-like. The record is from RefSeq and is a predicted model, not a curated record. Lineage: Eukaryota; Metazoa; Mollusca; Gastropoda; Planorbidae. Gene Ontology annotation, biological process: G protein-coupled receptor signaling pathway. The transcript has a single exon. The coding region runs from base 1 to 1158 and encodes 385 amino acids. Gene Ontology annotation, molecular function: peptide binding; G protein-coupled peptide receptor activity. Gene Ontology annotation, cellular component: membrane.